Molecule: messenger RNA, 618 nt
Organism: Erinaceus europaeus (western European hedgehog)
Lineage: Eukaryota; Metazoa; Chordata; Mammalia; Eulipotyphla; Erinaceidae
Exons: 3
Coding region: 1-618 (205 amino acids)
Source: RefSeq, a predicted model, not a curated record
AUGUCCAGCUCAGCUGAACUGAAUUCCAACUCCAAGUCCCUGCCUGUGGCGUGGCGCGGCCGGGCACGGGUGCGGCGGCGGCAGGCGGGCGAGGCCAGCGGCUCCUGGUGGCUUCGCGGCGGCUGUCGGCGAGCGCCCGCGCCCUGCCCUCCUUCCGGGGCCCCGGGCCGGGGAUGCGCGCGGCUCCCGGAGGCCAUGGUCCGCUUCGGGGACGAGAUGGGCGGCCGCUAUGGGGGCGCGGGCGGCGGGGAGCGGGCCCGGGGCGGCGGGGCCGGCGGCGCGGGGGUCGCGGGUCCCGGGGGUCUGCCGCCGGGCCAGCGGGUCCUGUACAAGCAGUCGAUCGCGCAGCGAGCGCGGACCAUGGCGCUGUACAACCCCAUCCCGGUCAAGCAGAACUGCUUCACCGUCAACCGCUCGCUCUUCGUCUUCAGUGAGGACAACGUCGUCCGCAAAUACGCCAAGCGCAUCACCGAGUGGCCAUAUCCUGCCGGCGGGGCGGGGGCGCGAGUGCCGCGCGUGCGUGCGGGGACGGGGCUGCCCGCGCACGUGCUCGCGGGGGUCCUCCGCCGCCCGGGGCAGGGGCGCAGGCUGCUGGCGGGGCGCUGUCCGCGGUGCUGA